Zonotrichia leucophrys gambelii is the source of this 524-nucleotide messenger RNA. RefSeq names its product heat shock protein beta-7-like. The record is from RefSeq and is a predicted model, not a curated record. Bases 1 to 483 code for a protein of 160 amino acids. The transcript is spliced from 3 exons. Gene Ontology annotation, cellular component: cytoplasm; nucleus. Lineage: Eukaryota; Metazoa; Chordata; Aves; Passeriformes; Passerellidae.
AUGGCAUCGCUCAGCUCGGCCUCCACGUACCGCGCCGAGCUCCUCAGCGCCUACGGGCAGGGGCACGGCGAGCCCCGCUUCGAGGGCGACCUGCGGCAUGGAGCCUUCGGGGCACGGGGACAGGAGGCGUUUGGGUACCCAGAGUCCCCAGGUGCCAUGUACCCCUGCAGCCUGGGCACCUGGGUGCGUGCCCAGGGUGACACCUACCAAGUGGUGGCCGACGUCAGCCAGUUUGAGCCCCCUGACAUUGUGGUGACCACCUCCAACUGCCACGUCACCAUCCAGGCAGAAAAGGUGGCUGAGGAUGGCACCGUCUGUGACACCUUCACCCACAAGUGCCAGCUGCCCGAGGACACGGACCCGCUGUCGGUGAGCUGUGCCCUCACCGAGAUGGGCACGCUGGUCAUCACCGUGCGGCGCCGUGCCAGCCCUGGCCCUGGGCAGCGCCUGCAGGGGCUGCACUGCAGCGAGGCCGUGCUGUGAGCGGGGACAAAACGCGUCCUGCCCGGAGCCUGCCAACCCCA